Tinamus guttatus (white-throated tinamou) is the source of this 1854-nucleotide messenger RNA. The record is from RefSeq and is a predicted model, not a curated record. Lineage: Eukaryota; Metazoa; Chordata; Aves; Tinamiformes; Tinamidae.
GGCUUAUCCCCUGCAGGUCAGCUCUCCCUAGUGCACUGGCCACACCAAUGUGAGGUCAUCAGGGACAGAAUUGAACACAUUGAUUGGACACCCCCUAGGCCUGAGCCAUUGUACACUCCAACAGGUUUGGAAAUGAAGCCAUCAUACCAGGCUGCCGGCGAGGGCACUGUGAUUUAUCUGACAGAAGAAGCUAACAAAGAUUCUGGUUUUGUGUAUUCUCGAGUCAGAGGUCUCUCCCCUUCAAAGCAGAUCCAUGAGAAUGGGGACAACACAUUGAUCUUUGAAGCACGCUUUGAAAGUGGGAAUUUGCAGAAGGUGGUCAAAGUUAAUGAAUUUGAGUACCAGCUGACACUGCGCACUGACCUCUACACGAGCAAGUACACGCAGUGGUACUACUUCCAAGUGAGCAACACGCAGGCCGGGAUGCCGUAUCGCUUCACCAUUGUCAACUUCACCAAGCCCAACAGCCUGUACAAGCGUGGCAUGCGCCCUCUCCUGUACUCGGAAGCAGAUGCCAAGAAACACAACGUUGGCUGGAGGAGGACGGGGAAUGAAAUUAAGUAUUACAGGAACAGUGCAGGCCAAGGUGGACGGCAGUAUUUCUCACUCACUUGGACAUUCCAGUUCCCUCACAACAGAGAUACCUGCUAUUUUGCCCACUGCUAUCCUUAUACCUACUCCAACCUUCAGGACUAUUUGGUGUCCAUCUCUAAAGAUCCGGUGAAGUCCAAAUUCUGCAAGAUCCACGUCUUGUGCCAUUCAUUGGCAAGAAACAUAGUGUAUGUUCUGACAAUCACCAACCCCCAUGAAGGUGACACAGAAGCAAAGAGGAAGGCUGUGAUAUUAACUGCGAGGGUUCAUCCAGGGGAAACAAACAGUUCCUGGAUAAUGAAAGGCUUUCUGGAUUACAUUCUUGGCAAUUCAGGCAACGCUCAAGUGCUCCGGGACAAUUUUGUCUUCAAAGUGAUACCAAUGUUGAAUCCAGAUGGUGUGAUUGUGGGAAAUCACCGUUGCUCUUUAGCAGGGCAGGACUUGAACCGCAAAUACAAAUCUAACCUGAAAGAAUUUUAUCCUUCCAUCUGGUAUACCCGAAACAUGAUCAAAAGAGUGAUGGAGGAACGUGACAUUAUUCUGUAUUGUGAUUUCCAUGGUCACAACAGAAAAAAGAACGUCUUUGUAUAUGGUUGUGAAAGAAAGCAACAAGCAAAAGCACCAACUUGGCAUCCACGUGUCUUUCCACUCUUGUUGAGCAAGAUCUGCCCAGAUAAGUUCUCGUUCCCAGACUGCCGUUUCAGGGUACAAAAGAGUAAAGAAGGCACAGGCCGAGUUGUAAUGUGGAAGAUGGGGAUCAGCAACAGCUACACUUUGGAAGCCUCUGUCUGUGGCUCUAAGUUGGGCCAGAGACGAAGCACCCACUUCAACACAAGAGACUUAGAGUCAGUAGGACACCAUUUCUGUGAUGCUCUCUUGGACUACUGUGUUCCCAAUGUGAAGGAACACGAGGAAAUGGUGAAACAGCAAGCUAAGGUGACCUCUGAGGGCCUGAAUUCUGAUGUGUUAGACAGGGAUUCCAGCAGCCAAACUUCUGACAGCUCAGAUUCCUGUGAUCUUGUUGCACCCCAGCUAAAUCUAGGUACUAAGACUCAAGGCAUUGAAAUGUUGCAUCAGACAUUUCAGGAACUUGAUCCAGUAGGCAGAGCCGGCUCUCCUGGAGUGAUUGCUGACAGCCAAGCUGCUCAGGAACACGUGUCUCCCCUCAAGGUCAAUAAGCUGGCACUAGCUCACUGCGACUCUACAGAGCAAAGAGCGCACACAGAGCAGCCAUGUGCAUCAUCUCCUGUAGUGGGAGUGUAG